AUGGCAAAGAAAGAACAUUAUACUACAACCAUUAUCAAUAAUUUCUAUAAUCAACUGCCCGCUUUCACUGACGUAUUUGAUGAAGAAUCCUGGUAUUUAUUUGUGAUAUGUUUUGUAACAUUUACAUUAAUAGUUGUUUACAUUUUAUCAAAAUUUAUCAAAUUACAACCUGUAGACUGGUAAUUGAACAGAAAAUUAUUUGUUAGUCUUUAUUAACUAUUAUAAUUUAACAUAAUAUAAAACUAUGUCAAUGAGAUUUUAAA
This is a messenger RNA of Daktulosphaira vitifoliae (grape phylloxera), 263 nucleotides long. RefSeq lists its product as uncharacterized. The transcript has a single exon. The coding region runs from base 1 to 183 and encodes 60 amino acids. NCBI's taxonomy places the organism in Eukaryota, Metazoa, Arthropoda, Insecta, Hemiptera, Phylloxeridae. The record is from RefSeq and is a predicted model, not a curated record.